This is a messenger RNA of Apaloderma vittatum (bar-tailed trogon), 1535 nucleotides long. It is a transcript of the gene KNOP1, whose product is annotated as lysine-rich nucleolar protein 1. The record is from RefSeq and is a predicted model, not a curated record. Lineage: Eukaryota; Metazoa; Chordata; Aves; Trogoniformes; Trogonidae. The transcript has 5 exons. The annotation marks the transcript as partial.
AACUGAAGAAAAAGAAGAAAAACAAGAAAAAGAAAGUUAGCUCUGAAUUACUGAAAGAAGCACAUUCAGAAAGCUUUGUGAAUGUAGGCGGCCAUCUGCGUUCAGAAUCUCAAGAAGAAUCAGAGAAACAAAUUAAAAUUCUCAGAAAGAAGAAAAAAGAAGUCCAGUAUUAUUUGUCCUCAUCAUUGGAGGAUAAUCAGAGCAGUCAUGUGGAACUUUCAAAUCAUUGUACAGAUGGUACUAAGGAAAACAAAUUUGCUUUUAAAAAACCCAGAAAGAAUACUGCAUUGAGUUUGGAAGUGGAUGGUGCAGUAAUUAAGAAAAAAAAGAAGAAAGGCAUUUUUUCUUUUUCAUUAGAGGACAUCCAGCACAGUGAACACAAACAGUCUGAAGAAGUUUGUAAAAAAUCACACAAGUACAUUUCAGAAGAAAAAGCUUUUAUGGGUGAAAACUAUGGAACAGAUAUUAUCCAGAAUGGCAGGGAGAGUUAUGUGAGAAGAAAGAAGAAAAAGAAAAAGAAAGAUAGGUCUGACUCUUUUUUACCACUAGCAGAUAAUCAGGACAUCAUCUCUGGAGUUCCCGAUGGCCCCGUUGCAUUAAGCGACAUCAGAAAAAGGCAAAGAAAGAAUUUCCAGGAAAUUACAUGGAUAAUCAAGGAGGAAAAGGACCCAACUGAGAACUCUGGAAGUAUCAGAGAGACCAAGAGGAAGAAGAAGAGGAGCAAAGAUGCUUCUUCCUUAACAUGUGAAUGUAAUCAAGACUCCAGCCACAGAGUUCCUGAUAAGCAUCUCCCUGUGCUGGGAGAAGUUGAGUUUGACAAAGAGGAGCUUUCUGGAAAAAAAAGCAGGAAGAAUAUUAAGGAAAUCAAUAAAAAGAACAAAGAGAGUGCUGUGAAGCAAGCUGAAUGUGUCACGGGGGACGCUGUAGAUCGAGUAUUAUGCAACAGUGAUCAUACGCUCUGUGACAGAAAAAGGAAAAAAAGGAAGAAAGAUGUACCGCAGGACUUUGCCGAGGAACCAGGUUCAAAAUCAGACACAAAAAAGAUCAGAAGAGGAGACUUGGGAAUUGAGGCACUGGAACAUGCCGAUGAUGUAACUAUCGUGCAGGUAAAAAAGGGAAACUGUGAUGAAGUUAACAUAGACAAGGUGAGGCGGCAGGCGUUGCAAGAAGAAAUCGAUAGAGAAUCUGGCAAAACUAAGCUUUUUGAUUCCAAAAUGGAACAGGAUACGCAGUUCGGCCAGUGGAGUACAGCCGCUUUUCAAAGUUCUGAGGAAAAAAUGAAGUUUUUUAGACUGAUGGGUGGGUUUAAAAAGGGCUCCGUGCCUAUCCAAAACCCCUCAGCAACUAUGAACAAACCAAACAUGGCUCUGAACAGGGAAGGGGAGGAGAAGUUACAGCAGGCUCUGAAGAUGCAAUUUGAUAAAGCAAUGGACUUGAAGCAACACAGAGGAAUUGGUCUUGGAUUUCAACUCGGUGCCAGCAAAAAUGUAUACAUAGACAAAUAUACAACUAGAUCUAUAAAAUUUGAAGAUUAA